GGAACUUUCUCUCAAGCGGAACAGUAUUCUGGGGACCAUUUUUAAAGAAGGACCGGAAGAAGCGUGGGGUUACAGCGGGUUACAGAAGAGUUGUCCAUCGCCGCUCUAAGCAUUCUGGAGUCGUUAGAAGUCCGUCCUCACAAGAAUGUUCCGAAGCGCAUCAGUACAGAUACUUAGACAGUUUGUCCGGCACAAGGCGACAGACGCUAGCUACGUAUUAGAGCGAUCCAUAAACAAGGUGCAGGUAUUAGGGCGAGUGGGGCAGGAUCCCAUCAUGAGACAGGUGGAGGGCCGGAACCCUGUCACCAUCUUCUCCGUGGCGACAAACGAGGUGUGGCGCACUGGGGAAGGAGCAAACACAGAAUCAGCUGACGUCAGCCAGAAAACCACUUGGCAUCGGGUCUCUGUGUUCAAGCCAGGCCUGAGAGAUGUGGCCUACCAGUAUGUGAGGAAAGGGGCGCGUGUGUAUGUGGAGGGCAAACUGGACUACGGAGAGUAUGUGGACAAAGACAACGUCAGGCGCCAAGCCACCACUGUCAUCGCAGACAACAUUAUCUUUUUAAGUGAAAAAGGAGACAGAACAUGAAGUUAAUCUCUUUGUCAGAAAGCUGUAAAGCAUCAGAAGAAGCCCCCCCCCCCCCUCCUCAUAUUACAGUAUGUUAUUUUCUUGUAGGAGUUUAGUGCCUGGAGUCCUUGGAGCUGUGAUGGUUUCAAGAUUAUGACUUUGACAUGCCCCCUGUUCACCAACAGGGGGUGCCAAUAUACAGCACUUUGGCCUCGGAACACAUCUGCCACAACAUUAACACACCAAAGUAUUGUUGGUUUGACCAUAUUUUGUUUGGAUCAUGUGAACAGGUCAGCACAUAAUAAGUUAUAAUGAGUUAUAGCUUUUGUUAAAACUGUGGGAAAUCAGUCCAACAAAAAGAUAUAUUUUUUUCCCCUCUCUAAUGUACUAGAAUAUCAAAAUGCAGAAAUGUGCUGCAGUAGGUCUCGAGAAUCCUACAGUUUGUUUUUUGGGUAGCGAUCCUCCAUGAGGAACCAAAUGCUUUCUAAAAGUCAAGUUAAUAUGCUGUGCUCAUAGAUGACAAAAUAACAAACUGGCCAGAUGUCCUCUUGAGUUAUUCUCAGAAUCUCUCGGUUUUGUUUCUCAGCCGUUGGUUUCAAUACCUGUUGGGGGUUGUUUUACGUUGUUUUGCUUUUCAUAGAUGUGAAUAUGGACGUUCACUGAAAUAGCAAAGACCGACUGCUUCUGCGAAAUCUGAUUUAUAUGGAAGCACUUUCAUGUUAGACACAGUUUCUACUGACCAUGUUAACCAAGUCCUUGUAUGUAUUAUGUGAAAUAUAUAUCCCUUUUUUCAAUUA
Messenger RNA from Sardina pilchardus (European sardine), 1362 nucleotides. RefSeq names its product single-stranded DNA binding protein 1 (gene ssbp1). Bases 146 to 586 code for a protein of 146 amino acids. The record is from RefSeq and is a predicted model, not a curated record. The transcript has 7 exons. Gene Ontology annotation, molecular function: single-stranded DNA binding. Gene Ontology annotation, biological process: positive regulation of helicase activity; mitochondrial DNA replication. Gene Ontology annotation, cellular component: mitochondrial nucleoid. NCBI's taxonomy places the organism in Eukaryota, Metazoa, Chordata, Actinopteri, Clupeiformes, Clupeidae.